Daphnia magna is the source of this 1582-nucleotide messenger RNA. Its product is annotated as carboxypeptidase B. The coding region runs from base 193 to 1476 and encodes 427 amino acids. Gene Ontology annotation, molecular function: metallocarboxypeptidase activity; zinc ion binding. Lineage: Eukaryota; Metazoa; Arthropoda; Branchiopoda; Diplostraca; Daphniidae. Gene Ontology annotation, biological process: proteolysis. The transcript is spliced from 8 exons. The record is from RefSeq and is a predicted model, not a curated record.
CUCAUAAAGCGGCCAACAACGUCGAGCGCACGACGUGUCAUUCUACCACUGCAACAAGGUUUUCUUCACCAACGCGUCUCACCCGAUAUUUCUAAAGGUUAUAUAUUUACUUCAAAUAUAUAGAAUUUUAUUUGAAAAAGUGCACAUCCAUUACAUUCGCAAAGUACCUGAAUUAGACCCCAAUAUUCCGUUAUGCAUCUCCUGCCGUUUGCUUGGCUAGUUUUGGGUUGUGUGUUUUGUUUUUGCCAAGCCGCCCCAACAAACGAUGACGACUUUGUAACUUAUUCGGAAUUCCAAGUCUGGAAAAUUACGACCCGUUCGAACGAAGAAAACAAACUCGUUUUGCAGAUGAUUCGGCAUUACGGAUUCGAGGCGUGGAAAGAUAGUGAUGCUAUUAGUGCCCCAAUUGGCGUUUUGAUACCACCACCUUUUCUAGAGGAAAUGAAAUUGAAAUUGGCAGCAACCAACAUCUCUUACGAAGUCGAAAUCAGCGAUUUGCAGACCGCCAUCAACGACGAAAACGCGAGUAUCAAUGUCAGCGCUAUUACUACCAAAAUGGCUCACAAAAUGGACUGGACCAGCUAUCACAGACUAGACGACAUUUACGGCUAUCUCAAGUACCUGGCUGACACAUACCCGAAACUUGUUCGAUUAAUUGACAUCGGUACUUCAUACGAAGAUCGACCACUCUACGUUGUUCGAAUUUCCAACUCCUCUUCGCCCGACACGCAGCCGGCCGUCUGGAUAGAUGCAGGAAUUCACGCUCGUGAGUGGAUAUCACCCGCGGUGGCAACUUACAUUCUCCAUCAGCUUGUCGAAGAACCGACAAACGCUGGACUGUUGCUCAACGUCGAUUGGUAUAUUAUGCCCAUUAUGAAUCCCGACGGUUACGAGUACACACAUAUGAAGAAUCGGCUUUGGAGGAAAACUCGGUCUAAAACGUCAUCAAAAAAAUGUCGUGGUGUGGACGCAAAUAGGAACUUUGGUUAUCAGUGGGGUGGUGCUGGAUCAAGCAGAGAUCCCUGCGCAAUCAAGUUCAGAGGAGCAAACGCUUUCUCAGAGCCGGAGACUUUGGCCACAUCAAAUUUCAUCACAGAGAAAUCGAAGCAAAUCAAACUCUAUCUGACGCUGCACAGCUUUGGUCAAGUUUUCCUGCUCCCAUGGGGUCAUUCCGUCACUUACCCAUCCGAUUACGACGAGAUGAAAUCACUGGCUAAAAAUGCUGCGUCUAAAUUCAAACGCUAUAAAUACAGAGUCGGAAACUUAGCCGCCGUUCUCUACCGAGCUUCAGGAAACUCGGCUGAUUGGGCGAAAUCAAUCGGCAUCGAUUAUAGUUACACGGUGGAGCUGCCCGCUAAAGAUUUCCUUCUACCAGCAUCGAGAAUCUUGCCAGUGAGUCAAGACUUCUUUCCCGCCUUGGAAGUUUUUGCUGCUAAAGUGGCCACUCUUAAGGUUACGUAUAGUUUUCCAGCUUGAUGCAGCAUAAAGUAUAUAUCUUUUUUUAAAAAUUCUGGAAUUUUAGUAUUCCUACGCAUGGUGAUGAUGCAAUAAAAUUAAGUUGAUACAAUUUUUACGGUCCAAG